CUCUGGCACUCCAACUACUGGUUUAAAAUCCCCAAACGAAUUGCAACUGAAUUGAUAGAUAUCGAUCGAUGGGAUCCAGCGCAGAGUUUCCGGAGGGGACGUUGCAGAACGUACUGGAGCAGGACUCUUUGAAGUGGAUUUUCGUCGGCGGCAAAGGUGGCGUCGGCAAGACCACCUGCAGCUCUAUCAUCUCAAUCUUGCUCGCCAGCAUCCGUGAAUCUGUGCUCAUCAUCUCCACCGAUCCCGCCCACAAUCUAAGUGAUGCCUUCCAGCAGAAGUUCACCAAGUCUCCCUCGCUUGUUAAUGGCUUCUCCAACUUGUAUGCAAUGGAAAUUGAUCCGACUGUGGAACAUGAAGAUUCUCUUGGAUCAGCUGCAACUGAUGGAUUUGUGUCAGAACUAGCAAAUUCUAUCCCAGGAAUCGACGAGGCAAUGAGUUUUGCGGAAAUGCUAAAGCUUGUGCAAACCAUGGAUUAUUCUGUCAUAGUAUUCGAUACAGCUCCAACCGGCCACACCCUACGGUUGCUACAGUUUCCUUCAACCUUAGAGAAAGGGCUUGCAAAGAUUAUGAGCUUAAAGAACAGAUUUGGUGGCUUGUUGAGCCAAAUGACUCGCCUCCUUGGUGUCGGUGAUGAAUUCAAUGAAGACGCCAUCCUUGGAAAACUUGAGGGCAUGAAAGAAGUAAUUGAACGAGUGAACAAGCAGUUUAAGGAUCCUGAUUUGACAACCUUUGUCUGUGUCUGCAUUCCAGAAUUCCUCUCUCUUUAUGAAACUGAACGGCUCGUGCAGGAGCUUACCAAAUUCGAGAUUGAUACACAUAAUAUCAUCAUUAACCAAGUAAUUUAUGACGAAGAAGUUGUGGAGUCAAAGUUGCUCAAAGCUAGAAUGCGCAUGCAGCAGAAAUACCUGAAUCAGUUUUACAUGCUAUAUGAUGACUUCAACAUAACUAAGCUGCCAUUGUUGCCCCAAGAGGUUUGUGGGGUUGAAGCAUUGAAAGCAUUUUCGCGCAAUUUUCUAUCCGUGUACCAACCAUCCAUCACUCGAGGCACACUAGAAGAGGUGGAGCAGAGAGUAUCAGCAUUGAGAGAACACCUCAAGAAUGCAGAGGCAGAACUGGACAGACUCAACAAGGGGAAGCAGAAGGCUUAGAGAGAGUGUGAGCUUUGAUUUAUUUGGAAGUUAUGUUUUACUCAUUUUUGUUGGCGAUACGAGACUUUGUAGUAGAGUUGACUAGGCCUUGGAUCUCAUUCAAUGUUGUACCAUAUGUAAACGUGCUGCAUUAAUCAGCCAUAUGAAUAACGUUUUUCUUUAUUACUAGAAAAUACUGACGUUUUACUUGUAGUCACAAUCAUUGUUUUGUAGUUCCAUUUUUAUGAUAAGUUGUACUAGUAUUAUUUGUAUAUUAGGGUUUGUAAUAAAGAUUCUUGUGACACACGUUGGAUUUAUACUAUUGAUUUUUAUACA
This is a messenger RNA of Salvia splendens (bonfire salvia), 1463 nucleotides long. RefSeq names its product ATPase GET3A. The record is from RefSeq and is a predicted model, not a curated record. NCBI's taxonomy places the organism in Eukaryota, Viridiplantae, Streptophyta, Magnoliopsida, Lamiales, Lamiaceae. Bases 69 to 1148 code for a protein of 359 amino acids. Gene Ontology annotation, cellular component: GET complex. The transcript has 7 exons. Gene Ontology annotation, molecular function: ATP hydrolysis activity; ATP binding. Gene Ontology annotation, biological process: tail-anchored membrane protein insertion into ER membrane.